AUGGCAGCGCGAACCCGGAGACCCUGGCUGAGCGUGGUGUUGGGGCUGGUGCUGGGUUUCACCGCCGCCUCCUGGCUCAUCGCCCCUAGAGUGGCCGAGCUCAGCGAGAACAAGCGGCGCGGCGCCAGCCUCUGCUCCUACUACGGCCGCGCGGCGGGGCCGGGGGCGGCCCUGGGCGCGGCGGCGGCGGGCGGGCAGCAGGCGCCGCCGGGGAUAGCGGCAGUGCUGGGCGGCUCGAGUUUCAGGAGCAGCCCCUGGGAGCUGCCGCCGGCGGUGGCGGAGGGCACGGUCUCCAGCCCCGCUGCCGGCGGGGAAGGGGAGCCGGAGGAGGAGGAGGAAGGCGGCGAGAAGCGGAGAGACCGGCCUGGCGGCAGCCACAACGGGAGUGGGGACUGGGGGGGCGCCCAGGGCUGCACGAAGCCCCGCAACUUCCUCUACGUGGGGGUGAUGACGGCCCAGAAGUACCUGGGCAGUCGGGCGGUGGCGGCGCAGCGGACGUGGGCGCCCUCGGUACCGGGCCGCGUGGAGUUCUUCUCCAGCCAGGGCUCCGCCGCGCCCCCAGGGAUGCCCCCGCUGCCCGUCGUCGCACUGCCAGGAGUGGACGACUCAUAUCCGCCGCAAAAGAAGUCCUUCAUGAUGAUCAAAUACAUGCACGACCACUACCUGGACAAGUACGAGUGGUUCAUGCGGGCGGACGACGACGUCUACAUAAAAGGUGAAAAAUUGGAGGAGUUUCUUCGUUCACUGAAUAGCAGUAAACCUCUGUAUCUGGGGCAGACUGGUCUGGGUAAUAUUGAAGAACUCGGAAAACUGGGGCUGGAGCCUGGAGAAAAUUUCUGCAUGGGAGGGCCAGGAAUGAUCUUCAGCCGGGAAGUUCUCCGGAGGAUGGUGCCACAUAUAGGUGAAUGCCUUCGAGAAAUGUACACCACUCAUGAAGAUGUGGAAGUGGGCAGGUGUGUCCGGAGGUUUGGAGGAACUCAGUGCGUUUGGUCCUAUGAGAUGCAGCACUUGUUCCACGAAAACUAUGAACACAACCGCAAGGGUUACAUUCAAGAUCUUCACAACAGCAAGAUCCACACAGCCAUAACACUUCAUCCAAACAAAAGACCAGCCUACCAAUAUAGGCUACACAAUUACAUACUGAGUCGCAAAAUUUCCGAACUGCGCCAUCGGUCCAUCCAGCUCCAUCGAGAAAGUGUUGUGAUGAGCAAGCUCAGUAACACUGAAGUAAAUAAGGAAGAUCAGCAACUGGGAGUGGUGCCGUCUUUCAAUAAUUUCCAGCCACAUGAAAGGGAUGAAGUCAUUGAGUGGGAGUUCCUGACAGGAAAGUUUCUUUACUCAAUGGUGGAGAACCAGCCACCCCGGCAGAGCCUGAGCAGCGUCCUGCAGGCUGCACUGGAUGAUACUGUGAUGCAGGUCAUGGAAAUGAUAAAUGAGAACUCCAGAUCUAGAGGAAGGCUCAUUGACUUCAAGGAAAUACAGUAUGGGUACCGCAGGGUAGACCCUCUGCAUGGAGUAGAGUACAUCCUGGAUUUACUGCUUUUAUACAAAAGGCACAAAGGAAGGAAAGUUACAGUUCCAGUGAGACGCCACACUUACCUUCAGCAAUUGUUUAGCAAACCUUUCUUCAAAGAAGCAGAGGAGCUGGAUGUGAAAAGCUUUCUGGAGAACACCAACACUGACACUCAAUCCUUCUCUUUCCUUUCAAAUUCUUUAAGGAUGUUUUCCUCAUCAUUCCAAGGCACCAAAGACAUUGGGAGACACAGUGACAAGAAAAUACAUAUUCUUGUCCCUAUCACAGGAAGAUUUGAUACUUUCUCAAGAUUUAUGGAUAAUUUUGAGAAGACUUGUCUGAUUCCUAAACAGAACAUAAAGUUGGCAAUAAUUCUCUUCAGUUCUGAGUCGGGACAAGACUCUAGCAAACACAUAGAGCUAAUGAAAGAAUACAGCAUUAAGUAUCCCAAGGCGGAUAUGACCCUGAUUCCAAUGUCGGGAAAGUUUUCUAGAGGUUUAGGUCUUGAGAUGGCCUCCUCUCAGUUUGACAAUGACACUUUGCUGCUGUUUUGUGAUGUUGAUCUUGUAUUCACAUCAGACUUCCUCCAGCGAUGCAGAGAUAACACUAUUCAGGGAGAACAGGUUUACUACCCUAUCAUCUUCAGCCAAUAUGAUCCAAAGGUAAUAUAUGGAGGCAACCCUCCAGCCAACAGUAGUUUUGUUUUCACAAAAAGAACUGGAUUUUGGAGGGAGUAUGGAUUUGGAAUUACCUGUAUUUACAAAAGUGAUCUACUUACUGCUGGUGGAUUUGAUACCUCGAUUCAAGGCUGGGGACUUGAGGAUGUAGAUCUCUUUACUAAAGUGAUAACAUCUGGCUUGAAGGCUUUCAGAAGUCAGGAAGUAGGAGUUGUCCAUAUUUUUCAUCCUGUUCAGUGUGACCCCAAUUUAGAUCCGAAACAAUAUAAAAUGUGCUUAGGAUCCAAAGCAAGUACGUUUGCCUCUACCAUGCAGCUCGCUGGACUCUGGCUACAGAAACAUUUGGGUGUCAGGUACAAUUGGACUCUCUCCUGACAACUCAGCCUAUUUGGCUUUUUAGGGAAGUUUACCUCAUUGCUAUUAUUUGAUUUUGCUGUCGUAAUUUUAAACUCUCUCCUUGUAGUCUUCCAAAGACUGUUGACCUCAAAUGGGGUGACUCUGCUCUUCACUGAUGUUUCUUAUACCUACUGAACUGAUAAGGUGAAUUCCUUCAUAUUUCCCUAAUUUGAAAUUCAGUCUGGUCAUGGAAAUCAUACAAGCCCAUGAAGCAUAUUCGUCACAAGAGACUGUAUUAGAAGAAUGUUGUCUUUCAGUUUUUGGAUUCAGUAUCAUCUUAGUUGCAUUUUUCGGAUUUGAUGUGAUACAAAUAUUUACUGGUGAAGGUACCACAAAAGUGCUUUAUGCUUCUUCUGGGGAUGGAACUCUAAGAUAAACUUGAGUUUUAUAAUUUAUAUGGAGACUUAUAUGUAUAAAGGCUACUUUUCUUCAUAUUUAGAAUUUUUUAAGUAAAUGAAUAACUAUAAUUGUACCUUUAUUUUUUAAAAAAAGAGUAAAGCUGAGGAGCUACUUGCAAAUACAACUGGUACUGGCUACCAAGGUCCUUAAAUGUCUUAUUAUGAAAACUUGACUCCUUGUUAUUCAGUUAAAGUGUAAAUGAACUUUAUUUUCACAACAAACAGGAUUUAAUCAAAUGUUCAUGUAUGCUUUGAAGAUUUUUGAGCCAGCAUCCUUGAUUUGCAGGCAAGAAGAAACUAUGACUCAACAUUAAUGAUAAAGUGCAAGCAUACAGUGUUCUUACUUUGAAACACAUAGGUUGCUCUUUCUCUUUUUAAAAUGGGUCCCUAUUACAUAAUUUUCUUUUACAUUCCUUUCAUAAGGUUGCACUUCUGUGCAGUUAAAAGUUAAAGCUCUAUUCUUUGUUUUACAUUUUGCAUGAAUAUUGGUAUUCAGUAGCAACUUACUGUUAAAAUUAAAGUAACUGUAGAAUAGUUAUUUAAGUUUCAAAAUUUACUAUUGCUGGUCAAAGUUUCUUGCCAAUAUAUUUAUAUUAGUGGAGGUUAUAAGACUGUGUUCAGAUUUAUCUCUUCAAGCAGCCUGAAGUUGUCAUAUUGUGGAUUCAUGAAGUAAAGUAUUUAAAGUAAUUCCAACAGGAGAAAUAAUAAAA
Molecule: messenger RNA, 3694 nt
Organism: Hirundo rustica (Barn swallow)
Lineage: Eukaryota; Metazoa; Chordata; Aves; Passeriformes; Hirundinidae
Gene: CHSY3
Product: chondroitin sulfate synthase 3
Exons: 3
Coding region: 1-2565 (854 amino acids)
Cellular component (GO): Golgi cisterna membrane
Molecular function (GO): glucuronosyl-N-acetylgalactosaminyl-proteoglycan 4-beta-N-acetylgalactosaminyltransferase activity
Source: RefSeq, a predicted model, not a curated record